Cyphomyrmex costatus is the source of this 5930-nucleotide messenger RNA. RefSeq names its product Smg6 nonsense mediated mRNA decay factor. Gene Ontology annotation, cellular component: telomerase holoenzyme complex. Gene Ontology annotation, biological process: nuclear-transcribed mRNA catabolic process, nonsense-mediated decay. Gene Ontology annotation, molecular function: telomerase RNA binding; telomeric repeat DNA binding; protein binding. The transcript has 27 exons. The record is from RefSeq and is a predicted model, not a curated record. NCBI's taxonomy places the organism in Eukaryota, Metazoa, Arthropoda, Insecta, Hymenoptera, Formicidae. The coding region runs from base 17 to 5242 and encodes 1741 amino acids.
GCGAUUGCAUUUCAAUAUGGCGAACCGCGACAAAGGACGCAGAAAGCGGGGAGGAUUUUCACAAGAAUCAAUGACUUCUCAAUUAGAGAAGGAAAAAUUGGCAGGGUUACGUGGUGGAACAAAUAGAGCACCUCAGGCCUUAUAUAGACCAGGAAGUGGCCCUUUACGUAAAUCAAGCAGAUCUAACAGCACCACUGAUGAAUAUGAUAAUGAAAAUGGCUCGCAAGAAAAAUCCAGAUUGACCUCCGUCCAGUAUCGUUCGAGACAGUCACAACCUAAUAGAGCAAAUCAGAUACAAAAUAGUCCACCUUUGUCACAAAUCGACAAUGUAGCUGAAAAAUUGGACAAUACCCAUAUUAACUACAGAAAUAGCAGCAAUAACGAAUCAGUACGAAGCACUGGUAACAACUCUGGUGGAGGAGCAGGUAGAAAUGAUCCAAAAAAGAAAAAUAGGAAACCUGAACAGUUGCUAUAUGUACCAAAAAAAGUAAAAGAAGCACAGGACGGAACUAGCAGGUCUCCUAGCCAUGUUGCAUGGGAACAAGAGAGAGAAGAAAGUAACGAUCGCGAUUCACAUUCAAAUCGUAAUCAUAGAAGCGAUCGCAAUCGCGCGAGUAAUUACACCAUGCGAGACAAUGAGAGUGAAGGCAGAGGUAAAGAUGACACUAGUAAACGAUAUUCGGGUAAUCCUCGACAUCGUCAUGCAAAUGAGAAUGAAGAACGGUGUUAUUGGCGAUCCGAAUCGCCGGUAUCUGCUAGAAACUGUGCAAAUCGUAAGGAUAAUUCACGUGAAGUUAGACAGGGGUCGGAACCUUUAUCUUUGACCAAUCAGAAUGAUUUUAAUCGUACACGAGAUACUCGCAGUGUAGAGCCUGUUGGGCAUUUAGAUAAGUUUCAAGGAAAGCCACCAUCAGGCCGACGUAAUACAAAAGAUAGUUUGUCAAAAAAUAUCAAGUUAGAUUUGUUGCCACCACGAUUACAAAAGAAAUAUCUCCUUGAUAAUGGAUAUGCAUUACCUAGUCCAGGUACGUCCACAGAGGACUCCUGGAAUGGUAGCAGUAUUACAUUUCAGGGUUUGUCUAGUUAUAAUUAUCCAUCAUCAAUACAGCAUUCACAAACGAUGCAAAAUCUGCCACCAUCUGGGUUGUUGCAAUCCCCGCAAUCUAAUUGGACUAACACUGUUCCAACGAGAAGCAGAGGUAGAGGUAGGCUUAGACCUGAGGAACUUGAGGGUUCAGCCGGUAGUAUAUUUAGGCCUGUUACACCUGACCAAUAUUCGGCUCCAAGUUCCAGAUCUCAUACUCCUAGCCAAGAAUACAUGAAUCGGUCUUACGAUCGCCGUGGUAGUAAUAGCACUAUGUAUACAAGUAUGGAAAGCUUAAGUCGUGCUGAUAGCGUAAUGAUGCCUCCGCCUUCAUCUGCAUCGCCUGCAACUUCGCGAUCAAAUUCAAACAGAGGACACAGAUCACCCGAGAAUCAUCGCAGAGGAGCAAUAUCACCAAUAGACGAUCGCACUAGUAACAUGCAAAGAACAAUCACCAGUAGCGCCUAUGAACACAAUUCGAAUAUGGACAAGCAGAAUAAUCAACAAAACACGAAUUUUAUUUCUAUGAAAAGCGAGUCAUAUAACAAAUUAUUUUAUACCACAUCUGACGCAUUUGAUUGGAGUGAAGAAGUUGAAUUAAAUGAAAAGUUAGAACAAGAACAUUUGAGUCGUAGUUCAUCCGUAUUAAGCAUACGGGAAAGCACAAGUGUGCCUCGAAAUCAGGCCACAGGCGAGAGUCACAAGCGACGUAAAAAAAAAAAACGUGAUAAAUAUCGUGAUACUGAUCGUGGCAGUAGUCGAGAUAAAGGACGAGGUGACAGCCGCGAACGUCAGAAAAAUCAACAGAAUAGAGAGAAUGAUAAUUAUAACAAUAAUCAAAAGAAUAAUAACAAUAAUAGUAAUAGUAAUAGGAGAUAUGAUCACAGGAAACGUAAUAUUAUUCAACGUAGUCGAGAAUCGAGUAAAGACAGAAAUUAUGGUAGCAGCUAUAGAAACUUUGAUGAUCUUCAUAGACGCAGAACUGAUAGAUACUUAGAUGAAGAUUGGAGAACAGGUAGAAAGAUAUCGACUUGCGAGUCGGAUGACGGGAGACAAACUCCUAAAGUUUCUUCUCACACCACUCCACUGUCGAGUAUGAAUUCGAACUCGACAGUACACCGAUCGUCACCGACGGGGUAUAGUAAUGCCCCGGGUGUCUUGAUCUUGCCUAACGAGACUAGUCAGUCAUCUCCUAAUCAGACAGCUACAACUUCUCAACAAGGAUCCGGGCAGCAACAGCAAAGGACGCUGUUUGAUCCCAAUAAUCCACAUAAACCUAUUGUUAUUACUUCACCUGGAAGUAGAGCAGCUGUUCAAAGGGAUAGUGACAUGCAAGUCUCAAGCGUUCCAGUAUUUCAAUCUAAUGUAGGUAUCACAUCGCCACAUUACUCUUUUCAUGGUGUCCAAUUGGACGGUAUGCCUCCACCAUACAUGAACGAUCAAAUCGGAAAUGUAAGACCUUCGUGGUAUGAGCCGUUUUCUGCUAGGUAUAUAUUGUUCAAUUUUUUUACGUAUGCAUUGUUAUAUAAUUUUUGGUUUUUGUUAUAUCAUUCAGCAAAGAAUCACUGCCUUCUAUUGGACAUAGAACGUGCCGAUCUGGAAUUACAAUGGAUAAUAAGUUCCGGUGGUUUUACUUCGCGUUUAGAUAGAGUCUCGUAUAUACGACACUUUCUUCAACAGAGCUUAAAGAUCUUGCUUGAGACUGAUAUCAAAUUCUGCCAGGCGGAAAACGUUGAGCAACACUUUUGGAAGAUAUUGUUUUAUAAUCUGAUCGAGAUGCUGCGAAAAGUAAUGCCUAAAGAAAACUCGGAAGGACGAGAACGUUACAAGCAAAUAAUGUUAAAUAUCAUUGAUGAGGGUACCACUUAUCUAGAAAGUUUACUGGCUACUCUUGAGACUACGUAUCAGUUUAAAUUAGAAGCGUUUCUUGCGUCAUUGAGUCUACCUAAAGGUCUUGGACUCUUGGGUCUGGCCUUAGUUAGCGCUCAAAAAAUAUUUUUAUUUUUGGGAGACUUAGCAAGGUACAAGGAGCAAGCAAACGAAACGAGCAAUUAUGGAAAAUCUAGGCAGUGGUACUUGAAAGCACAGCAAAUUAAUCCUAAAAAUGGCAGACCUUAUAAUCAACUUGCCUUACUGGCACACUAUGCAAGACGAAAGUUAGAUGCCGUAUAUUAUUAUAUGCGAUCUCUUAUGGCGUCCAAUCCUUUCCAUUCUGCCAGAGAAAGUUUGAUAGGGCUUUUCGACGAAAAUAGAAAAAAGUAUCUACAUUAUUACGAGUCUAUCGAACGUAAACGGAAGGAAGAAAGGGAGUCGAAGGAGCGGGCGAGGAUGAAGGAAAAGGAAGGUGCAAACAUCAUCGGUGGUGGACUGAGGAGAGAAACAUGGAUUCAUCCAGGUGACGGUAGGCGGGUACGACGUACAACGAGCGCGACCAACGAAGCGAGAUUGUCCCACGCAAGCGACUUAGAGGAGUUAUCGCAAUUAACGAGUGUCGAGGUGAACAAGCGGUUUGUCACUUCAUACCUUCAUGUUCACGGAAAGCUUAUCACCAAGAUAGGGAUGGAGACUUUUCAAGAAGCUGGUGUUCAAAUGCUAAAGGAAUUCAGAGCUUUGUUGCAGCACUCGCCACUACCGCUUCCUGGUACUCGUUUACUUCAGCUCUUGGCGCUGAACAUGUUCGCGAUUGAGACCACGCAGCUGAAGGAUUCUCAAAUGGAACAAGGCUACAGAUCAGAGGUCCAAGAACGAGCACUCGUCGUAUCACUGCAGAUGUUUAGCUUGAUCUUGGAACGUGGUGUAUACCUACUGAAAGCUCAGCUAGACAGCGAGCAGGAACCGAGGCUGGUGGUCGGCGAGGAUCUCCAAGUGCUUCUACCAGCUAUUAAGAUCUGGUGCGAUUGGAUGCUCUGCCAUAGCACCGUUUGGAAUCCUCCGCCGUCUUGCACGGAUUACAGAGUCGGACCACCAGGAGAUGCGUGGAGUAGAUUAGCGACGAUGGUUAAUCUUCUAGAGAAAUUAAAUUACUCCAGGACGACUCUAAUUCAAGGCAAGGAUACGGAGGAUCGCGAGGAAGACUUGGAACUCGUAAAACUACCGGAAGAUAUCACGUUGGCUGGGUUCACUCCUCUCAUGUUGAAUCCUCAAGAUCCUUGCUACGUGGAGAAAACGGAAGAUAUGGAAGUGGCUCAGAUGUGCCUCAGGAUAAGCAAGAUUCUCUUCUUCGGUCAAGUGUUCUUGUGCGGUUUGGAGACACCGGUGCUGAAAUUGCAGAAAAGCGAGACCGGCAUCAGCGAAUAUGUUUCCGUGGUCGAGGCUUCGAGCACGAGUUCGCCGAGUUCGCCGCCGACACAGAGCGACUCGGAACUCAUGGUAGAAAGUUACAGCGAAGGAGAGGAAGAUUCGAUUUCGACGUUGAGAAGAUUACCCUCGUGUAGCAACGUGACCGACGAUACGAUGGCUCCCGUGGCGGCUGUCGAGAUAAGGUCGCUGAUCGAGAGGAAGGAGGAACUGAAGAGGCGGCAACGAAAACAAGAUCGGCAUCGACAGCGAGUACAGGCUAUUUUACAAAAGUCCUCGGUGUCGGUAGAAAUCGAGGUGAGACCGAGACAGCUGGUGCCAGACACUAACUGCUUCAUCGACUACCUGCAACAAUUGCAGAUCAUUGCAAGAGCCACUUCCGGCGCACAGCCAAUUUAUACUCUCAUGGUGCCACUCGUUGUACUAAAUGAACUCGAAGGUCUAGCUCGAGGCGCCGAUGCGAGAGAUUGUCCUCCAGCGUCGAGAGCGACACUGAAUCCUGAGCAUGUGGUGCGAGUUGCCGAGAACGCCAAGGCGGCAUUGGCCUUCGCGAGAAGUCGAAAUCCGGCGAUCCGGUGCUUAACCACGAGGGGCACCGUUCUCACAUCCAGCACUUUUACGGUAGAGGAAGAUGUCGACAAGGAUGGAUUGACGCGGAACGACGACAGGAUAUUGACUACGUGCCUCAGUCUCUGCAGAACCAACAAGGAUCAAGUAAACGCAGAGGAGGGACAGCCGAGACGUUUGAGACGGGAGGUGGUUCUGCUCACGGAUGACCGAAACCUCAGGGUGAAGGCUCUGGCCAGGGACGUGCCCGUGAGAGAAGUUCCCGAUUUCAUGCAAUGGGCUGGACUCGGCUGAGACGACAUGACGUGAUCACGACGAAACUCCGAUUCUCACUUGACGAGAAAUCUCCUGUGUUCCUGCCGCGCUAGCCCGACCAAAUGCCAAACAAGACCAAACGCAACGAGAGAAGAAGUAGAACGAGAAAAAAUGUGCUCGUCAUUGCCAACGGAUCUUCAUUAUGGAUCUCUUUCGGGGCUGAUCGACUGUGCGCACACGACUUUUUGUUAUCGUAAGUCUGUCGCAGGUUGUAUACUCAGAUUGUCUCCCGACGGUGCUCUUUUUUUUCUAAAUUUUUUAAAAAUCCAAUUACGGAGAAACCGCGAAGUGCGAUGAACAGAAGCAAGUUUUACGGAGGAAAAAGCUAAGCGCGCGCGGUCGCGUAAAAUUGCGAAUGAAGUACGGUACGAAUGAUGGAGAAAGAAACAGGCCGGAGCCUGUCGCUUGCCGUUUCGCUUGUCGGAAACGCGAGCUAUUCGAAGGCUCCUCGAGAAUGAGCGUGACACUACCUACCUUGUACCCCUAACUGUUCCGUGUAUCUCGAACGUGCAGAGAUAUAAAAAUUCCGAAGAGAGUCUUUUCAUACGGGGGACCGUAUAACGGAGCGGUCCGAAAGACACGUUGAAUCCAGAACGUUCACAGCCAUGGCAUACACCGAAGUAAAAUCGAGAAACAACCGACAGGGACGUGAUUGUUUCGAAGAAAA